ACUACUGCUACUUUGAGUUUUUUGGGGGGUUUUUUCACAUUAAUUGAAUGUAUACAUGAAGAACUAAAGUCAUGUCUUGACUCUCGGACGUUGACCCGUCCAGUCCCCACAGCUCUGAGGGUGAACGGGCCGUCCGGUUGCCUGAGUGUCGAUGUGCGCCCCCCCUUACUGAGCCCCUCCCAGGUCUCACUGGGGCCGCAGGCUCACGCGUAUCGCGCUGCUGACCUGGGAGACAGUCCCGGUUCUGGAUCCUCUGCCAUGCACUCGGGUCCCCCGAAGAAGCGCCACCGGAGCUGGCACCCCAACUCGUUGCUGCCCGUCCCGGCGGCGGCGGCCGUCCCCGUUCCAGCCCUCCGGCCCGCAGCCUGCUCUCCCGGUCCUGUUUUAGGAGUGUCCCCUCCUCAGCCACCAGCAGCAGGAGUCAUCCAGCCGCUACCGCUCACCGCUGGAGAGACGGUCAUCGUCCCCGACAACCUGCUGGCCUCCUCGGGAGUUCGCCCCGUCAUCCUCAUCGGGCAUGGGACUCUACCUUAUUUCUACGGCAACGUCGGCGACAUAGUGGUGAGCCCCCUGCUGGUCAGCUGCUACAAGAGCAGCCAGCUGACGGAGAAAGCCCUGGAGACGUUGGGCCUCAGCGGCAGCCAGCUCCUCUGUGUGGAGACCAUGACGCUGCUCACUUUGCAGUACCUCGCUCGCUUAGGCUCGGUGCAGAUCCCUCUGAGGGAGGAGCUGGAGCAGAUCGUCCUGAAGGCCAUGCUGUGCUGCCCCCGGGGUCCGGCCAUCUCCCCGUCCCAGCUGCCCUGGCUGGCCCGGCUGGAGGCCAGCGUGUCGGGGGGCAGCGUGCAGGUGGUGGUCACCCACAACUCCCUGGGGGAGGGCAUCUCGGAGUCGCUCCGGUCGCUGAGCGAGGGUCCUCAGCCGCAGAAGUGCCCGCCGACCUACGUGGUCGUCAUAUGCGCCUCGAAAAGCAGCGGCAACGAGUUCUGCGUGCUGGUGCUGGGAAAAUAUCAGGCGCGGGCCUUGGCCGAAGGCAUGCUGACGACCAACGAGUUCCUGAAGGAGAUCAGCUACGAGCUCAUCACGGGCAAAGUCAGCAUCUUGGCGUCUCACUUCAAGACCACGUCGCUGGGGGACAAUCUGGACAAGCAGCUGGUGCGAUACCAGCGCAGGUGGAAGGGACAGGUCGUCCAGCCCUUCCAGAGCGACGUCACGGAGCACAUCCACUCCCAGGAGGCCGCCAGCAUGUCACCGCCGUCAGACAGAGAGCUUUUGGGAAAGUUCUUCCAGAUCUACCCCACCCAGCUGAGCGUGGCCCGGAGCCUGCUCUCUCAAGUCUGCUCCAUCGCCGACUCGGGGACCCAGAACCUGGACCUGGGGCGUUUCUGCAAAGUGGACUUCCUCGUGCUGGUCCCGCCGUCUCACAUUCUGGUGCACCAGACGGCGCAGCGCAUCCGCCAAUCAGGAGUCCUCGUCGACCUGGGCGUGGAGGACGUCUGCUCGGCCCACCAGAGGUCGGACAGGUACGUGGUGCGUCUGGACGGGGACGUUCACGCCAAGAUGGAGGCCUUCAUGAGGAAGGUGAAGCAGAACCCCUACACCCUGUUCGUCCUCAUCCACGACAACUCGCACGUCGACCUCACAAGCGCUCUGUCGGGCUCCGUGUGCCACGGCGAGCUGCAGGGUUUGGCCGACCGCGUGGUCAACUGCCAGGAAGUCCUCGACGCCAUGAACCUCCUGGUCCUGCAGGUCAGCUGCUUCCCGUACACGCUGCAGACCCACCAGUCCCGCAUCAGCAUCCACAACGAGGUCCACUGGCCCUCCGGCGAAAGCCUGGGGGAGCAGCCCCCCAACGAGUUGGUCUACUUUGGCCUGAGGGACUACAGCAGCUCCCUGCAGUGGGGCGUGGCCAGCCCCAUCCUGCGCUGUGACGACGCCUUCGAGAAGAUGGUCCACACCUUGCUGGAGAGACAUCCGCACCUUCACAGCAUGGUGAUCCGGAGCUACCUGCUGAUUCAGCAGUACACCGAGGCCAUGAUGGCCUUGACCUCCUCCCCGUCCCUGAGAGACCACAUAACCCCGGAGACCCUGGCCAUGGUGGAGGACCUGAUCAACGCGCCGAGCCGGGAGGGCUCCCAGGGCCGGGGCCACAUGCUGCUGGUGCGGGUCCCCUCGCUGCAGCUGGCCAUGCUGGCCCGGGAGCGCCUCGAGGACGUGAGGGACAAACUAGGGCUCCAGCUGUGCUUCGCGGUGCUGCUGGGAAGCCCGGCCACCGAGAUCAACCUACAGAAGAACUUCACCAUGCGCCUCAAGGCGUGGAGAGGCUGUGAGAAUGAAGACUGGGUGCCACACACCUAUGAGGAUCUGGAAGGGCUGCCCUGCAUCGUCAUCCUUACAGGGAAGGACCCCCUCGGAGAAACCUUCCCCAGGUCUCUGAAAUACAGCGACCUGCGUCUGAUAGACUCCAGCUACCUGACCCGCACGGCGCUGGAGCAGGAGGUGGGUCUGGCCUGCACCCACGUGUCCAUGAGCGCCGUCCAGGAACCCAAGACGGCCAUGGCCCCCCGGGAGUCGGACGGGGAGAAGGCCCCCGCCGGCCUGAACGACGGCGACGAGCUGGAGAGGCCUCAGAGCAACGGCAGCGCUGCGACCCGAAACUCCGGCUCCCUGGCGGAGAACGGCGUCAGUUCGUCGGACAACGCCGACUCCUUCCAGCGGCCCUCCACCUCCACCGGCCCCCCCUCCGACGCCGGCGCGCCGCCCGCGUCGUCGCAGGGCUUCAAGCAGGAGUGCGACUCCCUCGAGGGCCGGUUCUCCUCCGACCCCUCGAAGGCGCCCAACGCGCCUCCCUCGCUCUACUCCAGCUCCUCCUCCUCCUCCCCGUCGUCCUCCUCCACCACGCAGAGGCCCAGCCAGUCCACGCAUUGCGCCCGCCAGCCCAAGGCCGCCCGGGUGUCCCCGCGGACGGUCAUCAUGUCGCGGGCGGCGUACAGCCUGCUGGCGGGGGAGUCGGGGAGCCAGCUGAGCUCCUUCUCCCUGCUGCCCCACGCCGACGUGGCCUGGAGCAGCCCGCUGAGGCCCCUCGUCGCCCACAGCCUGCGGGGCCCGGAGCAGAGCGCCUACUACCGCGAGUGGACCGUCGCCCGGCAGCACCACGCCGACUACGAAGCGCCAGCCGGGCCACACCCGCGACGCCUGCUGCUCAGUGGACCCCCGCAGGUGGGAAAAACCGGAGCCUAUCUGCAGUUUCUGCGCAUCCUGUUUCGAAUGCUCAUCAGGCUGUUGGAAGUCGAUGUGUAUGAUGAGGAGGAGGAGGAAGAAGAAACAUCCGAGGUCGCAGCUCUCGUAAAAACCCAGCUGCCUGACAUUGAGGAGGUGCGGAAGCUGCCCUUUGACCCCUACCCCCGCGACCCCAAGUUCAAGAAGGCCAGCCCUGUCUACACCGACAGGAGGCCAAAGAUCUUAACAGAUUUUAAGCAAGAAAGCGACAGCCAAACGCCAGCCAAGCGAGUCACCAAGUCCAUACGCCUGAGCAGGUUUGCCGCCCACAAUGCCUUUCACCACUGUGAACAAUGUCACCACUACUGCGAAGCAGGCCCCGCCUCACAGCUGUCGGAGUGCACGUUCCACGCGUUCACCUUCUGCUCGUCCAUGCUGGGGGAGGAGGUCCAGCUGCAGUUCGUCAUUCCCAAAGCCAAGGAGCAGCACUUUGUCUUCAGUCAGCAGGGCAGCCACCUGGAGAGCAUGCGCCUGCCUCUGGUCUCCACCAAGGACCCCGAUCUGCUGAAGAGUCCCAUCUUCACCCCGACCACGGGGCGCCAGGAGCACGGCCUGCUCAACAUUUACCACGCGAUGGAGGGCGCCAGUCAUCUGCACAUCCUGGUGGUCAAGCAGUUCGAGAUGCCCCUCUACAGGAAGUACUGGCCCAACCACAUCUUGCUCGUCCUGCCGGCGGUGUUCAACAACACGGGAGUCGGUGCCGCCCGCUUCAUGAUAAAAGAGCUGUCGUAUCAUAACCUGGAGCUGGAAAGAAACCGCCUGGAGGAGCAAGGUGUGCGGAGGCAAGAUGUUUGGCCUUUCAUCGUGAUGAUGGACGACUCGUGCGUGCUGUGGAACACCCACCAGCCGACCGACAGCAGUGAGACCUCGGACGGAACCAACGUGUCGCUGAAGGCGGUCCUGCAGCAAAUGGAAAGCGCGCCGAAGAUCUCCCUGUACGCCAUGUGCGGCACGCGGCGCUGGAGCAGCAGCUUGGCUCGCAAGGCCCCGGGCGGGGCCCCCUUCAGCCGGUGUCACCUCCACGACUUUGUCAUGCUCAACGUGGACCUGACGCAGAACGUGCAUUACGACCUCAACCGGUACAGCUGCGAGGAGGUGGACUUCAAUCUGAGGGUGAACAGCAGCGGGCUGCUGCUGUGCCGCUUCAACCACUUCAGCUUCAUGAAGAAACACAUUCCGGUCGGCGGAAACAAAGACUUCCUGGUCAAACCCAAACUCGUGGAGAUGGAAAACCCCACCGCGAUCAGCCCGCCGCAGUAUGUCUGCGCCCCGGACAGCGAGCAGACCCUCCUGGACGCGCCGGCCCAGUUCUUGCUCGAAAGGUUCCUGCAGAGCUGCAGCCACAGACUCUUCCCGAAGGCCGUCCAGAACAGGAACAACCCGGUUCUGUCCAUCGACAGCUACCUCAACAUCAGCCCGGAGAUAUCUGUGUGCUACAUCAACUCUCGCCCACACUCCACCAACCUGAACCACCAGGGCCUGCUGUUCAGCGGCCUGCUGCUUUACCUCUGCGACUCCUUCGUCAUCUCGGGACUCCUCAAGAAAUUCCGCUUCCUCAAAGGCGCCACGCUCUGCGUGAUCAGCCAGGACCGAAAUUCCCUGCGCCAGACCAUCGUCCGACUGGAGCUGGAGGACGAGUGGCAGUUCCGCCUGCGGGACGAGUUCCAGACGGCCAACUGCAGCGAGGACCGGCCCCUCUACUUUCUGACCGGACGCCACGUCUGAAACCCCCCCCCCCCGGGGGGCGCGAGGGGGGGGAGCUUCGGGGGACCGGAGGGCAUGAGCCACAGGUGGGCACGGGGGGCCCCCCUUACGGGUCUUUCCUUUCAUCUGAAGUGCCACAAACGCUGAGGAGGCGCGGUGCCGGGGGCAACGGAGGAGGGGGGGGUUUGGACUAUUUUUCUCGUCUCCGCUUGACCUCGCGUUCCCCUGGGGGAAAAAAAGGGGACUUUUGAAGAUUGUAUUUGUACAUACGGAUGUACUGUAUGUCCCAUUCUGGACAUGCGUGCUUAUCUCAGGGUGUCAUUGGGAGGUCCGAGGA
Molecule: messenger RNA, 5317 nt
Organism: Pungitius pungitius (ninespine stickleback)
Lineage: Eukaryota; Metazoa; Chordata; Actinopteri; Perciformes; Gasterosteidae
Gene: greb1l
Product: GREB1 like retinoic acid receptor coactivator
Exons: 26
Biological process (GO): multicellular organism development; kidney development
Source: RefSeq, a predicted model, not a curated record